Messenger RNA from Chiloscyllium plagiosum (whitespotted bambooshark), 2221 nucleotides. Its product is annotated as zinc finger and BTB domain-containing protein 3-like. NCBI's taxonomy places the organism in Eukaryota, Metazoa, Chordata, Chondrichthyes, Orectolobiformes, Hemiscylliidae. Gene Ontology annotation, molecular function: DNA-binding transcription factor activity, RNA polymerase II-specific; RNA polymerase II cis-regulatory region sequence-specific DNA binding; protein binding. The record is from RefSeq and is a predicted model, not a curated record. Gene Ontology annotation, biological process: regulation of transcription by RNA polymerase II.
UGCGCCUGCGCAUCGGCUCGUGGUGGGGGUGUGCGGGUGAACGGAACCAAAGGCGACGCUGCGUUUAGAAGGUUUUUUUUUCUCUGGAGAAGAAGGGGCGCCUCUUCGGGCUGUACUGAGUGAGACCGUGUGGGGCGGAGAGAAGGAGAAGCGGGUCCGGGACCUCGGGUGAACUGGGCCUUUCGCCGCCCGCCUCUUUUCGGUUUUUUUUUGUGUGUGUGUGUCACCCCGGCAGCGGUUCGCGGGGAACAGCCAAUGGCAGGGCAGCCGGAGCAUUGAGUGACGGCCGGUCUGACCAAUCGGCAGUAGGAUCACCGCCAUGUGUGACAGUUAGAUCAGCCAAUCAACAGCCGGGUGCAGGUUGAGUGACGGCACAUCCAGCCAAUCGGAGGCUGUCGCGGACUGAGUGACGGUCGGAUUGGCCAAUCUACAGCGGGGCUGGGUCUGUGUGGCCGCCUGCCCCUCAAGGGGACGGUGAUCAUUGGCAGGUUGGCUAUGAGUCUCCAGCCAAUCAGCGAAUUGAGAUGAGCGAGGCCUGGGGAUUCCUGUGAGUCUGACACCAUCCCUGAUUCUCCCCCACCCCCCACCCCCCCCCACUCCCGACACACGGUUCACACCUCCUCUUCUCCCCCCCCCCCCCGAUGGAGUUCCCUGACCAUGGUCGUUUGCUGCUGCAGAGCCUGCGGGACCAGAGACACCAGGGCUUCCUGUGUGACUGCACGGUGCUGGUGGGGGCGGUGCAGUUCCAGGCCCACCGGGCCGUGCUCGCCUCCUUCAGCACCUACUUCCACAUGUUCUACAAGGAGGAGGCGGUAGGCCGCAGGGACGUAGUGGGCCUGGACGACGAGAUAGUGACGGCGCCGGCCUUCUCCCUGCUGCUGGAGUUCAUGUACGAGGGCCGGCUCCGCUUCAGCGGUGCGCCCACCGAGGAUGUGCUGGCUGCGGCCAGCUUCCUGCACAUGAACGACAUCGUCAAGGUGUGCAAGGGCCGGCUGAAGGCCCGGGCCCUGGCGGAGGCUGACAGCACCCGCAAGGAGGAUGAGGCCCAGCAGCAACCGGGAGCAGGGGGAGGGCUCGGCCUAUCCGCCUCCUACCGGGGGGUCGUGCCUCCCCCACCCGUCCCUCCCCUGCAGCCCCCACCGCCCUCUCGGAGACAGCCCCCGGCGCCAGCGGAGCUGCCCUACGCCUCGGGGGGCGAGGAGGACAGGGCCGGAGCCUCCCUCCUGCUGCUGCAGCCCCCCGAGGCACCGGCCCCCGGUCGCUGGCCCCCCGAGCCGGCCGACACCACCACCAGCAGCCAGGCCAGCAUGGAGACCGAGGCCUACCCCAGCAGGCCGGCCGGCAACGUCCUGGCCAGCCCUUCCUCCUCCACGGCGGAGGCCCCCUGCCCUCGCUGGGCCGGGCUGUCGGGCAGCAGGAGGAGGCCCCACCAGGAGGAGGAGGAGGAGGGUGGGGAGGAGGAGGCAGGGGACGGGGACACUGAGGACGACGGCGAUCUGAUCACGGUCAAGGUGGAGGACGACCUGUUCUCCGAGGAGGAGGCCGGAGAGGAACCGCCUGAGGGCGAUGCUCCCGAGGAGGUGGAGGCCGCUGCUGCCUCCUGCUGCCCGCAGCUCGAUGACCUCUUCCAGCAGCCACCGGCGGAGUUAGCCCAGGCCCAGACCCCGGCCUUGGCCUGUGGAGGGGGAGGGGGCCACAUCGUCAUCUCGGACGAGGAUGAGAUGCCGUCGGAGGAUGACGCGUUCCCGGCUCCUGGCCUCUACCACCACCGGGGUCUCCCACCCCCCGCCCCACAGGCCUCUCCGGGAGACUUGGGCUCCCCUGCCGCCUUGGGCCUUUCGGCCAAGCUCUACUUCCAGGACCUGCCGCCAGGGCCAGGGCCAGGGCCUGGGCCGGGCCCAGCCGGCUCAGAGGAUGAGCUGCCGACCUGCGGGGCCUGCGGCAAGACUUUCUCCUGUGCCUACAGCCUGAAGCGGCACGCCCUGGUGCACACCCGCGAGAGGCCCCAUAGCUGCCGCUUCUGUCUCCGUCGCUACUCACAGUCCGGGGACCUGUACCGCCACAUGCGCAAGUACCACAACGCCCACGUCUCGUCGUCAUCCCCUGGACCAGGCCCCGGACCAGGCCCUGGUCCCGGACCCAGCCCCGGCCGACAGGACUCCUCCAACGGUGGCUGGAAGUGGAUGGACAAGCCUCCUUCAGAACAGUGGAAAUGAGAUCC